AAGGAUGUCGGUCUGGCGAGUGGCUUUGGCUGGGUUAGGACAGCGGUAGAACGGAAAAGGACUAUUUCACGGCAAAUGAGGGACAGCGGAACAGGGGGUGGUGUUGACCCUUUGUGCACCCCGCCUACUAGUUCUUUGCUCGAUGUCUACGUCACUGGACCGAACUCCAUGCAAAUCUCUCCUCACUGGAACGCCAUUGGCCGUUCGCUCAUUUUAAUCGCUGUCAAAACUCAUCAUAUGGCCGCCGCUGUAACAAACUCUUCAACUGCACUAGGAAAAGUAACUCAAAUGCACGUUCAAUUAAUGUGGAUGGGAAACGGCAUUCGCAGACGACACUCGAUAGGCUACGGGAGCAAAAAGAGACCCUGUAACUAACAGCAAACGGUUUGGAUUAAGCUGAAUUCCACAUUUCUCCGGAGCUUUUCUUGGCUUGUGAAGCACCUGCUUCAAGCAGACUACAGAGCGCCGAAAGCUCAUGCUUUUUCUCUGUUAGCUGAGACGUUUUAAGCAACUUGAAUGUAUAGCAUGAUGAUGGAGACGGACCUUCAUUCCCCGGGACCCCAAACCAACACAAAUCCGGGACAAACUGGUCCGAAUUCGGGGAGCAAAGCCAACCAAGACCGUGUAAAAAGACCCAUGAACGCUUUUAUGGUGUGGUCCCGGGGCCAGCGCAGAAAAAUGGCUCAGGAGAACCCCAAAAUGCACAACUCCGAAAUUAGCAAAAGACUCGGUGCAGAGUGGAAAGUGAUGUCAGAGGCAGAAAAGCGGCCCUUUAUUGAUGAGGCAAAGCGCUUGAGAGCGAUGCACAUGAAAGAACACCCGGAUUACAAAUACAGACCGAGGCGCAAAACCAAGACCCUGCUUAAAAAGGACAAGUAUUCGCUGGCCGGCGGCUUGCUCGGCAGUGCGUGUGGUGGGGCAGGAGUUGGUCUCGGUGUCGGGAUGAGUCCUGCAGGGGUCGGCCAGAGGUUGGAGAGCCCUGGGGGUCACGGAGGAUCGGCCAGCGCUGGUUACGCACACAUGAACGGCUGGGCGAAUGGAACAUACUCCGGCCAGGUUGCCGCCGCCGCAGCAGCGGCUGCGAUGAUGCAGGAGGCACAGCUCGCAUACAGCCAGCACCCAGGCACUGGGUCACAUCAUCACCAUGCUCAUCACCAUCACCCGCACAACCCUCAGCCCAUGCACCGCUAUGACAUGACUGCCCUUCAGUACAGCCCUAUCUCCAACUCCCAGAGCUACAUGAGCGCCUCUCCGUCUGGCUACGGUGGGAUAUCGUACACGCAGCAUCAAAACUCCAGUGUCGCCUCUUCUGCCGCCAUCGGUACGCUGAGCUCGCUUGUGAAGUCCGAACCGAACAUAAGCCCUCCGGUUACUACACACUCCCGAGGCCCCUGCACCGGAGACUUGAGAGAAAUGAUUAGCAUGUAUUUACCGACCGGGGAGUCCGGUGAUCCGUCUGUGCAGAGCAGACUGCAUGCCUUACCGCAGCACUAUCAGAGCACAACUGCUGGAGUAAACGGAACUGUCCCAUUGACGCACAUUUGAAAGAGCCGACGGGAAGUGAUGGGUAAAGCGCUGUCAGAAACACUCCACCAAAAAUAUUAACCUCUUUUUUUAGAUUGUCAUUGAACUACUUUUGUACAGAAUGUUUAUGGUGUUCUUGUACAUUAAAUGUAAAUAUUGUUGCGAUUGCAGUUCGGAGAAAACACUGAAAUCUUCUUAAAAAAUAUAUCACAUUCAGUGAAACAUUGUUUAAUUAUGACGUCUUUACAAAUGAACCUGACAACGUUUCUGGCCAGGCCAAGACAUAUGCGACAUACUGUUGUUCUUUAAAUAUUUAAUUUUCUUUUGUGCAAAUUGACUUUUGAGUUGAUAAAAACAAAGGUCUAGCGUGAAUAACUUAAUGAAAUGUUUUUGAGAGCCCAUAAAGACUUUUCUGCUUAUUACAUUUACCAAAACGUUUGUAUACGUGAAUUAAUGUACCAGAUUUAUGUUGUAACAUUUCUUGUAAAUUGUGAAUAAGUUUUAAUAUUUCAAUAGACUGGCACGUCACUGCUGCUGUAUAUAAUUUAUGACAUGCAUCCCUGCCAGUUCUUAACAUUGCGUUGA
Molecule: messenger RNA, 2109 nt
Organism: Xyrauchen texanus (razorback sucker)
Lineage: Eukaryota; Metazoa; Chordata; Actinopteri; Cypriniformes; Catostomidae
Gene: sox1a
Product: SRY-box transcription factor 1a
Exons: 2
Coding region: 517-1545 (342 amino acids)
Biological process (GO): anatomical structure morphogenesis; cell differentiation; regulation of DNA-templated transcription
Molecular function (GO): RNA polymerase II cis-regulatory region sequence-specific DNA binding; DNA-binding transcription factor activity, RNA polymerase II-specific
Source: RefSeq, a predicted model, not a curated record